Molecule: messenger RNA, 1914 nt
Organism: Juglans regia (Persian walnut)
Lineage: Eukaryota; Viridiplantae; Streptophyta; Magnoliopsida; Fagales; Juglandaceae
Product: PAN domain-containing protein At5g03700-like
Exons: 1
Coding region: 103-1593 (496 amino acids)
Source: RefSeq, a predicted model, not a curated record
AGCCGUGGCUGCUAGCUGUCUCCCAGAUGAAAAUCAAGUGCGUCUCGAUAUUAUGAAUACUAUUCGUCGCUGUAUCUGAAAAUUGAUCCUCACUCAAUCUGCAUGAUAUCUCUAUAUCUUGCGAUGAACGCACUCGCCAAAUCGGUGACUCGUCUACGCGAAACUCGGCUCCUCCUUUUCACUGCCUAUAUUCUCUUCACGUCCAUAUGGACGCAUAUUAGCGCUGGAGCCACCGCCCAGGGGCUUCUCCGAGGCUUCAAAGCCACCCCAGACCCUAAAGUGCCGUCGUUCCAACCUCUCCUUAACGAUUCCACAGGCAAUUUUUCACUCGCUUUCCUCCGAGUCAACAAUACCCAGCUCUCCCUCGCCGUCCUCCACCUGCGGUCCUCCGAAUCACUCUGGCUCGCCAACCUAACUAAGCUAGCUAGCUGGUCCGAUACCACGCAGCUCUUCUUCAAUGGCAGUCUCGUUAUUUCAGAUCCUCACUCGAAUGUGUUUUGGUCUACUGGGACCGACGGUGACCUUGUCGCGCUCCUCAACUCCUCGAAUCUCCAAAUACAUAAGCUCGAAGAUCACCCCUCGGUUAUCUGGCAAAGUUUUGACUUUCCCACUGAUACCCUCGUCGAGACACAAAAUUUGACCGCCAACACGUCUUUGAUUUCAUCGAAUGGGUUUUACUCGAUGCGAUUAGGUUACGACUUUUGGGGCUUAUACGCGAACUUUGGAUCGAACUCUGAUCAGAUAUACUACAAACACACAGCGAUGGAGGCCAAAGCAGAGGUAGUCGAAGGGCAUGGACCGAUUUACGCCCAAGUAAACACAGACGGAUAUCUGGGCAUCUAUCAAAAUGGAAGCACGCCAGUGGACAUACAACCCUUCAACAGCUUCCACAGACCCAUCAAUGGAUUCCUCCGGCUCCGGUUAGAACCGGACGGGAACCUCAAAGGAUAUUACUGGGACGGAUCUGCGUGGGCCUUGGACUACCAGGCGAUCUCGGACCCAUGCGAGCUCCCGAGUCUGUGCGGUUCCUACGGUUUGUGCAGACCUGGGUAUGGUUGCUCAUGUUUGGACAACCGAACGGCGUUUCACUCAGGUGAGGAGUGUUUUCCCUUGGAGACCGGUGACUUUUGCAGCGAAGAAGUAAUCAAGGAUAACUUUUGGGUACUGAGGAGGAACGGUGUGGAGUUGCCGUACAAGGAGCACAUGCAGUACGAAACGACUUCCUCGCCUGGAGAGUGCGCGAGUCUCUGCGAGAACAACUGUAGUUGUUGGGGAGCAGUGUACAACAACGGGUCCGGGUUUUGUUACAUGGUGAGCUAUCCGAUUCAAACGUUGGUGGCCGCCACAGAUGAGAGUAAGUUGGGGUAUUUCAAGGUGCGGGAAGGUGUAGGGAAGAAGAAACGGAACGCAGCCGUUCGAGUUGGGUAUGUACUUGGGGGUCUGGCGGCGGUGGUCUUGAUUGGUACUAUCGGAAUUUGGACGUACAAGAUGUGGAGGAGGAAGACCCGGGCAGAGGAGGGUGAGGUCUCACCCGGCCCGUAUAAGGAUCUCGGGUCGGCAAGCUUCAAGUCCAUCGAGAUGUCCAAUAGAUGAUGAUGACGCAUGGGAUGACAUUUUUGGCAGUUUGGGGUAUGGAAGUUUGACUGACAGUGAUCUUUUACUUUUCACUUUACAUUAUAGGUCUUUGUCUCAUGUUUCUUUUUCGUCUUUAUUUUGGUUGGAGUUGGGGUGGUGGGGCCCACCUAAUAUAAUUAUCAACUGGAUUUAUAUUAUCUGUACAGUGAUGGCUUUACAGUCCGUGAGUUUGUAUAGGUUAGUGUGGCCAUGACGUGCCUCACGUGCCUACGUCUUCAGGGUUUCAUAUAUUCGCUACUGUAUCAAUCAAUUAAUGGGGUAUUAAAUUUUUAAUGGCCA